AUGCUGUCUCUCCUUCUCCUUGCUGUCCUCGGCGCGGCCACAGUUACCCUCCAUGAUUCCAGCGACUUUGCUGUUCUCGCCGCCGAUGCAGCUGAUGAUGCAUUGACGGCGGAUUGGGACUACACCCCGACCACCUAUCAAGUCAAUGCGAUCGUGGGGGCCUAUGAAUAUUCUGAUAGAACUGAUACUAUUACGCAUGGGACGCUUGCUGUCUCUGCUAAUGACACCAGUGUCCUCGUUAUUACCGAAGGAUCAGACGUGAAUGUCUUCUACUCUACCAUUGUUAAGCACGGGUACUCCAGUGAUCUCUACCAGUCCAGUUUCUUUGGUCUGAACGCAGCUGUUAAUGUGGCCAACGAGUCUGUGGCACAUAUUGACCACGUUAACGUGACAGUGCACAACGGGGCAGCCAAUAUCUAUUCCUAUGGAAACAAUACUUAUGUCUCCAUCUCAGACACGAGCCUGUACAGCUCCGGUCCAGUCUCGCAUGGCCUGUAUGCAGCAGGCUAUGGUACCAUUGUAGGGCGGAAUCUAGAGCACUACUCCGGGGCUUAUCGAUCUUCGUCGUUUGCCGGGGACAGCCCCCAGGGCUACGUGUAUGUGUACGACUCCGUCGCGCAUACGGCGGGUAUUGGGAGCGCCAUCAUCUACGGUCAGGGCACCGUCUAUGCUGAGAACAUCGUGGGGUAUGCCGAGCGGGCUCCCGUUGCCUUCUUAGAUACCGCCCAGAUUGACAUCUACGAUUCCGAUCUUACUGCAGGCCUGCUGGCGGGAGCAGUGGUCUUCUCAUCUGGGACACGGGGGUCUGGCUCGGAGAUCAACUUCACCAACUCUCGUCUGACGGUUCUCCCUGAGGCGGCGGCAGCGCUUUGGUUCGGCAAUGUUAUCGCCAGCUCUCAUUUGACAAGUACGUCCAUCAACACCACGUCGGGCAUCUUGGUCGUCGCCAAUUACUCUCAGGUUACACAGGAUUUUAGCUAUUUCGCGGAUUCUACAGCCGCCGCUGAAGCAACUGUCACAAUAUCCGAAUCCGAUGUGGAGGGAGACCUUGUGGCGUACAAUGGCAGCAGUAUCAGCUGGUCGCUGACGGAAUACUCCUCGUGGACAGGUACAGCAUACUCGGGCUAUGGCAUUUCGACCUUUGCUGUCUCACUGGAUGUGACAUCCACAUGGACGUUGACCAAUGACACGGUGCUCAACAAUUUCACUGACUCGGACCGGACGUUGAGCAAUGUAUACAGUGCUGGAUACACCUUGUAUUACGACUCGAGCGCAGCCGCAAACCGAUGGUUAAACGGGCCGACCAAGCAGUUGACUGGUGGAGGGUCUGUAACGCCGGCAACAGCUGCGCAGCUGGCGGGAUAA
Messenger RNA from Aspergillus neoniger CBS 115656, 1365 nucleotides. RefSeq lists its product as uncharacterized. The record is from RefSeq and is a predicted model, not a curated record. The coding region runs from base 1 to 1365 and encodes 454 amino acids. Lineage: Eukaryota; Fungi; Ascomycota; Eurotiomycetes; Eurotiales; Aspergillaceae. The transcript has a single exon.